Molecule: messenger RNA, 1414 nt
Organism: Gavialis gangeticus (Gharial)
Lineage: Eukaryota; Metazoa; Chordata; Crocodylia; Gavialidae
Product: ovoinhibitor-like
Exons: 14
Coding region: 86-1240 (384 amino acids)
Molecular function (GO): protein binding
Source: RefSeq, a predicted model, not a curated record
CACCCCGCCGCGGUCUGCACCUUAGGGGAACCAUCUCUUGAGCAGAGCCCUGGCAGACCACACCAGACUGGACCGUCAUCCCAGCAUGAGGAAGGCCGCCAGCACGGUUGUGCUGCUUGCCCUAGCACUUUCGCACUUCUCAGAUGGUGCUCUUGGAUCAGAGCUUGAUUGCAGUCUGUACCCCCCGGUUGCAACUAAGGAUGGCAAAGCGCUGAUCGUCUGCCCUCGGCACCUGAGACCAGUCUGUGGCACAGACAGCAUCUCCUACAGCAAUGAGUGUGGGAUCUGUGUCCAGAACUUAGAGCACAACGCAAACAUUAGUAUAAAACACGAUGGAGACUGCCAGCACGAGUCCCUCCAGGUGGACUGCAGAAACUACCCAUCCUGGACGACCAAGGAAGGCAAAGCAAUGAUAUUCUGCCCGCGGAUCUACAAUCCCACCUGCGGCACAGACGGCGUCUCGUACGGCAGCUUGUGUGAGAUUUGUGCCCAUAACUUAGAGCACGGGACACACGUUGGCAAGAAGCAUCGUGGAGAGUGCAAGGAGGACAUUCAAAAGCUCAAUUGUAGCCAGUACGCUGGCAGCGCUGAGCACCGGACAGCCUGUCCGUUCAUCCUGGCUGAAGUGUGUGGGACGGAUCUUGAUUGCAGCAAGUACCUCCAGAUAACCAUGGAGAACGGCACGGUGCUGGUGGCCUGCCCCAUGAUCUACGACCCGAUCUGCGGCACAGAUGGGAAAACGUAUGCCAGCGAGUGUAUGCUGUGUAGCCACAACCUGGAAGUCCUGCAGCUAAUACUUGACUCCCCAGCCAUGAACCACAGGGAGGCCGAGCUCAAGGUUGACAAACAGCAUAGUGGCCUGUGCCCAGAGGACAUUCCUAAGCUUGAUUGCAGCAAGUACCGUGAGAUAACCACCGAGAACGGCACAGCGCUUGCCUGCACAAUACUCUACGACCCGAUCUGCGGCACGGAUGGGGAAACGUAUGACAGCGAGUGUAAACUGUGUAACCACAACCUGCACACUGAGCCCAAGGUUGACAGACAGCAUAGCGGCCCAUGCGCGAAGGACCCUCCCAAGGAUGACUGCAGCAAUGUCCGUGAAAUCAAUCCGAUCUGUGCCCUGUUGUACCAGCCCCACUGCGGCUCUGACAACCAGACAUAUGGCAACCGAUGCUUUUUCUGCAACGCGGUCGUCCAAAGCAACAGGGCUCUCACCUUGAGCCAUUACGGCGAAUGCUGAAUCCUUACUGGCACCGAUUCGCACGAGGACCGCCGCACUGCCCUUUGGUCUAUCCCGUCUUCCCCUCGGCAGAUACCACACGAAGUCCUCGCCUCAGCUCAUCUGGGACCCUGAAGGACUUGCGAUCCUUGUAGGCUUGCUGGUGCAAUAAAAUAAAACGGUGUCUUUCUCUUG